AGUAAACCUAAAACCCUAAAGUAACCAAAAGCAAACCCCCAAAUUCACAAAACACCCACUCAACCUUUUCGUUCCACAUUUACUAGCUAGAAGAAACAUAGCAAUGCGGUUCAUCACCCUCUUACACCGAACCACCACCACCACCACCGUCCCUCCUCCUCCCCACCGCCUCCACCUCCGAUUCUUAUUCGAUGGCAACUUCGCCCUCGUCAGAGACCGUGGCCUUGACCACGCCGUCGAAAGAGAAAAGAAUCUCAAACCAUUACUAACCCUCAGAAACCUCAUCAAACUCGAACCUGCAAAAUCCCUCCCAGUUUCCGCAAUCAAAGAAUCCCUCCAACUUCCCUUCCGUCCUAUGGAUUUCGUCCGCAAAUAUCCUUCCGUCUUCGAAGUUUUCCAUCUCAACGGCUUCCAACCUCACAUCAAGCUCACACCAGAAGCCCUAAAACUCGACGUCGAAGAACAAUUAAUGUAUAACAGCGACAAUUUCAAACACCAAGUCGCUAUCCGUCUUUUAAAGCUUUUAAUGAUUUCAAAAAUUCAUAAGAUUCCAUUAAGAGUCAUUGAAUCCCUUAGGUGGGACCUCGGACUUCCUCAUGACUACGUCUUAAAAAUGAUUCCUGAAUUUCCGGACUACUUUCGAGUAGUUGGUGUUGGAUUUAACGCCGUUUUGGAGUUAGUUUGUUGGAGCAAGGAUCAUGCUGUUUCAGUUUUGGAGAAGAAACAAAGUGGUAGUAAUAAAGGGAAUGAUAAUGGAUUAGCUUUUCCGUUGCAGUUUUCGACGGGUUUCGAGAUGGAUAAAAAUUAUGAGAGAUGGUUGAGAGAUUGGAACAAAUUGCCUUAUGUGUCACCUUAUGAAAAUGCUGCUCAUCUUCAGGCAUCUAGUGAUGAGUCUGAUAGAUGGGUUGUUGGUGUUUUACAUGAGAUUCUUCACCUUUUGGUUUCGAAGAAGACUGACAAAGAGAAUAUAUUGGUAAUUGGUGAGUGGUUAGGUUUAGCGUCGAGGUUUAAGAGGGCGAUGUUGCAGCAUCCUGGUAUAUUUUAUAUGUCUAGUAAGAAUAGAACUUAUACUGUGGUUUUGAGGGAGGGUUAUAAGAGGGGUUUGCUUGUCGAGGAUAAUCAGGCGAUGGAGUUUAGGAGGAUGUAUAUUCAUCUCAUGAAUACUGUUAAGGAAGAUGGUAGCAAAACGAAUAAGGUUGUGCAAGAACAAAGAAGCGCAAAAGAGUCUGAUAAUGUUAAAGAUUGUGAAGGAAAGGAAGGGGAGGACGAGCGUGGUGAGAAAAGUGGGGAGGACGAGGGAAAAGAAGGGAGUUGUGAGUGGUCUGAUGAUGAAAGUGAUGAUGAUAGUGAAACUGUUGAUGAGGAAGAGGAGUGUUCUGGAGAUACUCGAAGAAAUUCUGGUGAUAAAAGGGGAAGAAACUUUGUGGAGAUGAAGUUAGGUGUUAAAAAGCCUUUGAGAGAUUCUCGUGGUGAGAGAUCGAGAUCGGACAGGAAGCUUAGGCGGAAAACCUGGGAGAAAAGUCCAUCAGAAGUUUCGAAAAGAAUACAAACGCGGGGUGAACGUAAAGAUGUGAAGAGUUCAUCAGAACGAACAAGGUCCUAUAAAAGAAGGGGGGGAGACAUUAACAAUUAAGAAUAAUCUUGUUUAGUGGAGAUUCAUUUGUUUCUCAACUAGUAUGCAGAAAGGCAAUUGGAGGAUGUUCAGAUGUUCUCUUCUGCCUGUCAUACUCAAGUGUAACACUAACACCAGACAACUUUCAAGUUUGCAUUUUGCAUGUCAAUUAAUGGAUGAAUUAACGUUUGCAACCAUUUCAUGUCCAAUGAUUUCUGGGUGAUCAGAUAAUUAAUUAUCUUAUGUUGGAUAUGGUCGAGUCGGAGCUGUCCCUAGGAAUAGUGAUCUUAUUAGGUAAAAUUAUCUGAGUAUUUUGAUAUGCAAAAUUAUGAUCUUUUUUUUGAGAAUAUAUUUCAAAAAAUUGUGAAGAUAAAUAGAGAAAAAUGUAUUAAAAAGAUAAAUUGUAAUUGUUGGUUGAAGACAUUUGAAAUUGUAAUGACUGUGUAAGCAGCAUAAUGGCAUAAAGCAAUCACUCAAUUAAAUUUCUUUUUGACCCUAAA
Messenger RNA from Cicer arietinum (chickpea), 2112 nucleotides. RefSeq names its product protein WHAT'S THIS FACTOR 9, mitochondrial. Lineage: Eukaryota; Viridiplantae; Streptophyta; Magnoliopsida; Fabales; Fabaceae. The record is from RefSeq and is a predicted model, not a curated record. Gene Ontology annotation, molecular function: RNA binding.